This is a messenger RNA of Pungitius pungitius (ninespine stickleback), 3782 nucleotides long. RefSeq names its product ankyrin repeat domain 40 (gene ankrd40). NCBI's taxonomy places the organism in Eukaryota, Metazoa, Chordata, Actinopteri, Perciformes, Gasterosteidae. The record is from RefSeq and is a predicted model, not a curated record. The coding region runs from base 421 to 1653 and encodes 410 amino acids. Gene Ontology annotation, molecular function: protein binding. The transcript is spliced from 5 exons.
CCCGCUGUUGUUACAGCUAAAAAUGUCCCCCGAUGAGGCGCUGAUGGUAUCGGCAGCCCGAUGACGGAGCUCCGAUACCAGUGAUACACUGAAUGAGUGCCCAGAGUUUUGGCAGUGGCACUUUACUAGCUAUAACGUUAUCUAACAACAUAGAUAAACGGCGAGGACGGACCCUGCCGUGUAAACGCCAAAGAUUCCACUCGAAGUUUCAUUAGCCGGAGCGAUUAGCCGCCACAAGCUAGCACAUCGUCAAGCUAGCCUGUAGCUAAUGUUAGCCGGGUAGCUAAGCUGGCAAGUGUAUUUUUUAGUGGCCGCAUGUGCCGUCAUUAAGUAACAUUGUUGGGCGCUUGCAGUUGACAACUUUUUCCGGUAGGCGUUUGUGUAUCUUAUGGUCUCUUAGCGCUAGUUGCCUGUAUCAAAAUGUCCACCACUUCGUUGGAUAAAGAACUACAGGAGCGGCUGAGAGAGGCGUCUGCCAUCGGGGACAUCGACGAAGUGCGGACAUUGGUGGAGAGUGGAGUAAACGUUAAUUCCCAGAACGAAAUAAAUGGCUGGACAUGCCUGCACUGGGCAUGCAAGAGGAACCAUAAGCACAUCGUGUCCUACCUACUCAGUUAUGGAGCGGACCAAGAGAUCCUCACAGCUAAGGAUGAGUUGGCCUCGCAACUUACAUCCAAACCAGAGAUCAAGCGGCUUCUGGGAGUCGAAGUGGAGGAUGUGCCUGAAGUCAAGGAGCCUGAGUUGCCAAUCAUCCCCAACUACCUGUCCAACCCAGCCUUCAUGUACUCCAAGAUGGAUAAGUCCGAGAUCCUCCUGGCGCGGCACCUCGCACAGAACAGUUCUGGAGAAGACGCGGAAGACACGCCGAGCGAUUCCCCCUCCCUGUCCCCGUCUCACAAGCUUCCCAAACCCCAGAGCCGCUUCUCUGACGGCCUCUCGCCUCCCCCGGGCGCCCCCACCCACAGCCAGGCCCAUGGGGACUUCAUCCCUGUGACUGAGCAGAACGGCACGUCGCACAGCCCGGCCUCGUCGCACCAAAACGCAGCCGCAAACUGCGCGGUGCCCAUGGACCUCGCCGGCAACCGCGGCGACUACGCGCCCGCAGGGGCCCACAACGGGACCGUGUGCUCGCCUCCGUUGGCCUCGCCCAGCCCCAGCGUGGCCAGCAGCAGCGGGAGUCAGGUCCAGGCCCCGGGGGCCAGCGCUAACCCAACUAUGAGCCGGCAGCAGUCUCUCCCCCAGCAGCUGAACUACGGCCAGGCCGGCGGGCCUGUGGCGGCCUUCCAGCCUUUCUUCUUCACCAGCACCUUCCCUGUCAACGUGCAAGAGCUGGUGCUGAAGGUGCGCAUCCAGAACCCCAACGCGCGGGAGAACGACUUCAUCGAAGUGGAGCUGGACCGCCAGGAGCUCACCUAUCGCUCCCUUCUGAGGGUGUGUUGCCGGGAGUUGGACAUCAGCACAGAGCACGUGGAGAAGAUCCGCAAGCUGCCCAACACCAUGUUGAGAAAGGACAAGGACGUCGCUCGGCUGCAGGACUUUCAGGAGCUCGAGGUCGUGUUGGAGAAAUCCGAGGGCUUGUCCCUUUUCUCCGGCACCGGGGGCCUAACGGACAGACCCUGCUACAACAUGAAGGCCUCCCGCCUCACCUACUAGAGCUGCCGCAGAGCCCCAGGUGCCCCCACUUGUGAUGGGCCUCUGUAGCUGCCCUCCCAGCCCUGGAUCGGCUUAGUCCUGCUCUGGUGUUUUCGCCAAUUUCCUUACUGGGAUUUUUUAUUUUUUUCUUCCCCAAGUUCUGUAGCUAUUGCCCUCCUCGGGCGCCUCCUGCUGCUUUAGUGUACCCGGCCGGUUGUAGGCGAUUACUGAUGCAUGGUGUCCUUGAUUAUGUGCAAAAGUAUUUGGGCCCCCCUUUGCUCCUCUCUUGUAUUUCUUCCUCUCCUCCCCACUGCACUUUUGUGCCAAGGCUCCAGUGGGACAACAGAGGGAGGCACCGGCUUGUCUUCCCUUACGCACCAGACUUGAAUGGGAUUCUGUGAGAGCCUUUUUUGGUCACAUGUACGGACUGUGGUUACAAAGUGGAAAGACCUGGAUCACAACAGGAACUCGACACAUCGACUGGAGCUUUUAGCAGAGUGUUCUUAGAGGUUCUAGCCGGCAUCCACUCUUUCAUACAUGCUGUAGGCAUAAACCUCAGUGUCUUUCCUGCGGAGGGAAUAGUGUACGGUGGAGGUAGCCUCUCACCAGGUGAGGUGACGGUAUCUUUGGACAUAUAGUGCUCCUCUACACGUGCUCUGCUUUAAUCUCCAUCCACAUUUGAGUCUUGGAUCCCCCCUGAUAAUUAAAUUGUUCAGUCAGACACUCUGUAAAACGGAUAAUCAGUUUUGUUUUGAACUUUUGUGUCUUUUUAUCUUGGACAGAAACGUAUAUAUCGUCGGGAUAAAAGUGCAUUUCUUUAUUUUUUGCUUCCAUUUCUGUUUGCAGGCUUAAUUCAGCUCAAAACUUAAGCUGUCAACUUUACUUUAAAUGUUUGCCUACUAACGAAGCGAGACCGCUCAAAGGCGGUGUAUCGCACGCGUUGUUUUCAGUUGCUGCCGUUCUGUUAAACUGUGAUUAGACUCAAAACCAAAAACUAAUCUAGCCAGCAAAGAUACAAACCGCUUCAGAGGCCAAUGCGCAGCGUUAGAUUUAGAUAGCGGAGAGCGUAAGGCCGUGUGGCGCUUUCUUCUUCAUCCAGCACUAUUCUAAACUCUAAAGGCUGAUCAUUUCUAACCGUUAUUUUCUAACCGUGUGUAACCUAUAUUUAAAAUUCGGCCGUGACUAAAUAGCCAUACAUGGCCUCCUUUUGGUUAUCAAGGCCAGUCUAGUAUUCAAAAAGUUUUUUUUCUUUUAUUUAAGCCAUUUGUUCUUUUCAGUUGCUUAAUCAGUUAUAAGCUUAAUACGUUUUGUUGUCUGACUUCACCGGAGACCUGACCAGAGGAGCACACUGAAAAGCCUUGUUGCACUGUACUGAAAGGCAGGGGUCAUGCUGCUUUCAGCAACACUUUAUUCCUUCUUACAUUCUCAAUGCUGGGACUUUAUUUUAAGCAGUGCAGUAGGCGGCCCCCUUUCACUUCACAUCUACAAUCAAAAAGGCCCCCCACCUACUGAGGCUCUUACUACAUAUCUAUGUUUUAUGAUCAUUCUUUUUAACCGGUUAGGCCUGUUUUUGUUUGUGUCAAAAAGUCUUAACUUAGUGCAAGAAGGAGUUCAACGGGAUCAAAGUCCCUGUGGUUGAAGCAAAGUGCAAUGUGUGGUUGGUGGGAGGAGGGGGGUGGGGGUUCAAGAAAGUUUGCUGUGUGAAGAAAGGACGACCAAGAGUGCUUAUUUUCUGUCCCAACAAUGCUAAAUGCUUGAUUACGGGAAGUUGUGCCCCUUGUUAAGGCAAGAGUUUGGCGCUGUCUGGGCGGAGCAUCGCCCGGGUCCCAUGGCGUCCUGGGGAAGGGGGGGAGGGGGGGGGGGCGCCAUGUUCCAAAUAGGUUUCUAUAGGAUCUCUUUUGAUUUUGUGGAAAGGAGGUAACUAACAUUGUAUUUGUUGAGUUGCUAAUUGUUCUAGAAAAAUGCAGAAUACAGUUUGACUUAACCUAUGCAUUCAGAGUCUGAUAUUUUUAUAUACAGUGCGUCCUGUGCACUUGUAGAAAUGAUCUUCACUGUUUUAAGUUGUGUUGGAUAUUUAUGGAGAUAUGUUCUUUGAUAAAGCAUGGUGAACUACUUCCCUCUUUGUCCCUGCUCUUCUAAAGUGUGUGUGU